CGAGGCACUAAGGCCACCUUGAAAUAGCAGCGGUCUCUUGCUGAACACUAGUCGGUUUGUGAGCAGUGAGCCCGGUGCCUAGGGGGGCUAUUGGAUCGACGCAAACGGGCCGUACGGCGGGUUUUCAUAAGUAGCUCCCCGUCUUCGAAGGACGUCGCUACGGAGCAUCAAGGUGCAAGCGAGUCAGUCUGAAGGAGCCGGCAACUGACUGCCAUCCGUACACCAACAUACCUGCCCCACGGACGGUCGGCAUCCCUUAAUCUUACGAACAUGACCUGACUGUUUCCUGCCAAAUUUCUCAACUGCUUUGCGCCAACCGAGCAUAUGAUAUAAUAAUUGUUAAAUAAUAAAUGAAAAUACUUGAGAACGAGUAAACAAACAAGUUAAAUUUAAACACACUCGGGAUACCUAUAUGUGUGUGUGUUUAUUUUAUGGCACGUGUGAAAAGAUCGUGCGAAUCGUUAUUUCGAAUUAUAUUAUGCAUUUGGAGAAGAGAAAAGGGGCAUAAAUUCGACACGUAAUUAUCUUAUACUAACCGCAGUAUUUUUUCGUACUAUUGCCAACUGAUUUCGGUACUAAUCGCGAUAGUUUUUUACAUCGGACGAGGCGUGAAGUCGACGAACGAGGAUGUGUGUGAAAGAAACGCGGUUUCAAAUUGUCUUCGCAAUUAUCCUGCGGUAUGUUUAAGGACGUGAUCUAAUUUCCGGUAUUUCAUUUCGAAAUAAACCAAUUUGAGGCUCAACUUUGACAGCGGUGUGCUGUUAAGAACGAAAAAGAUGACGGAGGGCACGAAGUUUCUAGCAACACUUCUGCUAUUGUGCAAUGUUGUUAUCCUGACUAUUGGAAGCCCCGUUUUCAUGCCGCAAUUUCUUCCUGGAGGUGCGGGCAGACACAUCAGGCACUUACCAUGUGUUUCAAGGAAAAGUGGAGAACAAGGAGUCUGCAUGUUUGCGAUUACGUGUGCAAAAGCUAAUGGAACGCAUUUGGGAACUUGCAUAGACCGUUUCUAUUUCGGAAGCUGCUGUAAGAUGAAUAAAGAACCGGAAAUCUUCCCUGACGACAACAGGAUCGACGAAUAUGGCCCGAAUAAUCCCUUUAUUACCAAUCAUGAGUCCAUAGACAGCAAUAACAUACAGGAAUACUCACCAAAACCGUCUCAUACGCCUACUAGAAUCAUUGAAGCUCCGGUCAAGACAACACCGACUUCGAUCAUCACCGAGAAACCUAUAAAAAUUGCUGAUAAAUUGCCCGUGGCAACAACACACGCACCAAUUUCAGAACCCGUGAAAUUUACUCCAAGACCAACUAUGAAAUAUACACCAAAGCCAGUCCCAGAGUCCACAACUGAGUCCCUGGGCUUAUCCACCUUCCAAACAGUUGAAAACAGUCCGGCCAGAAGACCGACCACAAAGUAUCCUCAGAAAAUAACGACAGUUGCACCAGCAACAACUCAUUCGAAACCACGUCCUUCUAGCAAUAGACCAACUUCUUCUGUGAAACCCAACCAGAAGCCAAGUACUUCAAACAGUACGAAAAUUGGAACAAACACAACCGCCAGACCAUCGGUAUAUAAACCGCAAAACGGGGGGUCGACACCGACUGAAACGACAACUACGACGGUAAAACCAAUUUUGACUACGACUCAGAGGUCUACCGUCAGUGCGACUAGGUUCCCUCCUCGAAAUGCCACCACAACGACGACGACAACUAGGCCGACGAGACCGACGCCCGUCAGAAGACCGACUUCGACGACCACUAAACGACCUGCUAGUACACCGCCUAAAAGAGUUACCACAACAUCGACAACUCCGAAGACACCGGUCACUAAGCGACCAACGACGGUAUUAGGAAUAAAAAAUGUUACCGCCACUUUGCCAUCGACGGUGAGCAUUCCUGUUGGUGGUCAGAAGCCGACUACACCGGGGAAGCGGCCGUCGGUAGCAGUACAGAGUAGGCCGACAGCAGCAACCACCAUCAGCCUCAACAGGCGGCCGACGACACCAUCCAGUAAACCAGCAUCAUCUUCAGUGUCAAAUAAACCAACGGCUACUUCCCCUAAGCCACCGUCCACUAGACCAAGACCAAAACCAACCACCCAAAUACCUGAAUUCCCAACAACUAAGGUUCCGCUGCAAAAACCAGCCCCGACGAUCGUCGCUACUACAUCUACCACCACCACCACCACUACCACUACCACCACCAAGAGACCCAUUGCUUCUUCAUCUCGACCGAGACCAACACUGUCGACGGUGGCUCCUUUAGACACGGCCAGUAUUAGCAACGAUGUCAUUUCGUUAGAAGAUACAACGAAUGAAGUUCCAAGCCUCAACACCAACAAGGUGGAAACCACCACCUAUUCGCCAGGUCUGGUAACUUGGACGUCAAACUCGGAUGAUGCUACUACCAGAUCCCCAGUGAUUCCAACCGUUGUAACGGAACCAGAAGAACCAACAAAUACCGAAUGGACGCCAAUUACGACUCCGGAUGGUUGGAUACUGAUCCAUUCUCCAGCGCCGAGCGAUCCCCCGGAAAUUGAAGAUAAACCAACUGCGAAACCAACUCCAAAGCCAAUAACGUCGUCUCCCGUUACUGAUAAUCCAGUGACAGUGCCAACUUCCACAACGAAGCGAUCACCGACAAGACCUUCUCUGCCGACGGUCGCUACGACACCCUCAACAACCGACAACUAUAUACCGACUGUAGAGUUGAACACGUCCGACUACAAGCAAGUAUGCGGCAGACGGUUCUUCCCAGAGUCAAGGAUCGUUGGCGGCGCCAAGAGUACCUUCGGAAAAUGGCCCUGGCAGAUAUCAUUAAGACAGUGGCGGACAUCAACCUAUUUGCACAAAUGCGGAGCAGCCUUACUGAAUGAGAACUGGGCUAUAACAGCGGCUCACUGCGUCGAGAAUGUAGCUCCGAGCGAUUUAUUGCUCCGGCUGGGUGAACAUGACCUGGAAAGCGAAGAUGAACCCUACGGCUUCCAGGAACGACGGGUGCAGAUUGUCGCAAGCCAUCCACAGUUCGACCCUCGUACCUUCGAGUAUGACCUCGCUCUUCUGCGCUUCUACGAACCUCUGUUACCAUUCCAGCCGAACACUGUUCCCAUUUGUUUGCCUGACGAUGACGCAAACUACGUUGGACUCAUGGCACACGUCACUGGCUGGGGGCGACUAUAUGAAGGUAUAGAUGGGCCACUUCCGUCAGUUAUGCAAGAAGUUUCAGUGCCUGUGAUUAACAACACUGUUUGCGAAGCAAUGUACAGAAGUGCUGGUUACAUCGAGCACAUACCGAACAUAUUCAUUUGUGCCGGCUGGAGGAAAGGAGGCUUCGAUUCCUGCGAGGGCGAUAGCGGAGGCCCAUUAGUGAUUCAAAGGCCUAGGGACAGACGAUGGAUCCUCGCAGGUGUGAUAAGCUGGGGAAUCGGGUGUGCCGAGCCAAAUCAGCCGGGUGUAUACACGCGGAUUUCGGAAUUCCGAGAAUGGAUCAACCAGAUUCUUCAGUUCUAGUGGAAUUGGAUACGCACGACGAAAUCGUCGAGUCAUUAUUUAGUGCAUGCGGUGGAAAUUAAUUAACGUGCAUGCUAACGCCACCAGUUUACGAUGCCGGAAAAUGGCUGUCGAGAUAUUGGCUGAACGUACGUGCACCGCUUGAAGAUAUCAGUCAGGAUAAUUAUUAUCCGUAUCGGUGUCGAAAAUUAGUUCGCCGGUGUUGACGUUUAAAUCACGGCUCCUCAAAGGUGAACGAUUAGUUCUUAGUCGGAAGAGGAGUCGAACUAAUUACCAGUUAUGAACGAACAUUCUAAGAAUGCGAAUUGGACAUGAAUAAUUUCAUUGAACGCGGUCACAUAUGUCUAAUUUAAAUACUUAAUUAUAAUCGAUAUAUACAAACUUUGUCGAUCAAGAAAUGCUUACAUCUAUACACUCCCGUUAUACUCUUAUUUAUAUAUUUAUAGGCCAUAGUAAUGAUUAACCGAGUUUGCAGACUGUCUGAUGAAAAAGUUUGCAGGUAUGUCAAUUUCCGAUGAUUUAAAACAAGUUAAGAUAUACUCGGGCGAAGACGUUUAUCGGAUGCUCUGCUGGCUCCUCCAGGAUCUCUUAUACACAAACAUACGUACUUUUUUACGCACGAAGGACUCGGAGAGCGGCUUCUUCUGACUUUCUGAAGUACCUUAAAUGUCUUUAUCCAUACACCUUGUUAUACACGUACUCACAAGCCAUUUGGUGACCGAGGGAGGUUCAAAGAAUACCUUGAAUCUCCGGAAAUAUCACUUAAUUUAAGUUCCAAUUUUAUUUAUACCUUUCUCUUCGUAUUAAAUAAUUUAUUUUGUAACUGACCUAUUCUUACCUAGGAUAUUACAUGCGAUAUAUCCUUCUUUCUGUAAAUAUAAAACUUGAAAUAAUGGUGCGCUGUGUAUUUCAAUGUCUUAUCGAUAUAUAGAAUUUUAUACCGUUCGUGACUUAGUUAUUAAACGAAAUUUGUAUAAAUUA
Messenger RNA from Diprion similis, 4487 nucleotides. RefSeq names its product serine proteinase stubble (gene Np). The transcript is spliced from 10 exons. The record is from RefSeq and is a predicted model, not a curated record. Gene Ontology annotation, molecular function: serine-type endopeptidase activity. Bases 777 to 3506 code for a protein of 909 amino acids. Lineage: Eukaryota; Metazoa; Arthropoda; Insecta; Hymenoptera; Diprionidae. Gene Ontology annotation, biological process: proteolysis.